AUGAGCUCGCCGGUUGUCUCGAGGCUCGCUUGGGGUCUCAUCUUCACGUCAAUUGACGUGAUUUUCUGUUUAAUCUUUGCAUGUAUGCACAAUGGAUCUUUCGCAAUCUCAAAUUUCACCUCGCAGUUUUCAAAUUUCUCAGUAUUUUCAAGCACAAUUGACCUUUUUCUUCUUCAAUUUAUUCGGUUUGGACUGUGGAUGGUCCCGACUGGAAUUCACGUUGCAAACAAAGCUGAUACUUUGGUAAUGUGGAAGGAGCCUAUUUUCUGCUCGGCGCUGUUGAUUUGUGCAGCAAGUCCCACAAAAUUGCUUCUUCUUACUGAAAAUCUGAAACCAGAUGAAUUCCUUUCUUUCGGCGAUACUGCAUUUUUGAUUUGGAAUUUCGUCGCUGCUAUUAUGCUGAAUGUGUCGUGGUCCAGAUUCUUCUCACGGACCCCAUCGUCAUACAUUAUUCUCGAUGAAGAUGGCGAGUUCGAUGUUCUUCCUAAACAGACAUUCGAGCUCAUCUUCCGUUUAUUGCAAUAUUGUAAAAGAGAAUGGCUGUGGCAUAUUUCCGGAUUCUCAUGGCUCUUUAUCUAUUCAGUUACACGAAUUUUCGUGCCGUAUUACACUGGUCAAGUUAUUGCUACCGUAGUCGCCACAAAAUCUUAUCCUGCUCUGGCGAAUGCGGUUUAUAUAAUGACGUUCAUCUCAUUGGUCAGCGCUGUUGCGGCCGGCUUCCGUGGAGGAUCAUUCGAAUAUGCAUAUGCGAGAAUUCAACGAUCGAUUCGAUUCGACCUAUUCACUGGAUUGGUCAAGCAGGACGUUGCGUUCUAUGAUGCGCAUAAGACUGGCGAAAUUACUUCCCGUCUUGCCGCAGAUUGUCAAACAAUGUCCGACACAGUCGCUCUCAACGUCAAUGUAUUUUUAAGAAACACCGUGAUGCUCUUCGGAUCAAUGGGAUUCAUGAUGAAGCUCUCAUGGAGAUUGUCUCUUGUUACUUUUAUUUUGGUGCCUAUCAUUUUUGUGGCUUCAAAAAUUUUCGGAACAUAUUACGAUAUGCUUUCUGAGAAGACGCAAGACGCUGUUGCUUCAUCAAACGACGUCGCUGAAGAAGUGCUUUCAACAAUGAGAACCGUUCGUUCUUUCGCCUGCGAAAAUGUUGAAUGUGAUCGAUUCUAUGAUAAACUCACCGAUACUUUGAACGUGACAAGAACAAAAGCGAUCGCAUAUGUCGGAUUCUUAUGGGUUUCAGAUCUGUUCCAAUCGUUCAUUAUUGUUGCUGUGUUAUGGUACGGAGGUCAUUUGGUACUUACCAAUAAACUAAAAGCCGAUCUUCUUGUUUCAUUCCUCCUUUAUCAAAUGCAACUUGGUGACAAUUUACGACAAAUGGGUGAAGUGUGGACUGGAUUGAUGCAAUCAGUUGGUGCGAGUCGCAAAGUGUUCGAGUAUAUCGAUCGGGAGCCCCAGAUUCAACAUCGUGGUGAAUAUAUGCCGGAAAAUGUCGUCGGAAGAAUCGAAUUCCGCAAUGUUCAUUUCAGUUAUCCAACAAGAAGCGAUCAACCGAUUCUCAAAGAUCUUUCGUUCACUGUCGAGCCGGGAGAGACAGUUGCUCUAGUCGGACCAUCGGGAUCCGGAAAGUCUUCAUGUAUCUCACUUCUUGAAAACUUCUAUAUACCUAAUGCCGGUCAAGUUCUCGUCGACGGAGUUCCACUAGAGGACUAUGAGCAUCACUACAUUCACAGAAAGAUCGCUCUAGUCGGUCAAGAGCCUGUGCUGUUCGCCAGAUCAGUCAUGGAAAACGUUAGAUACGGAGUUGAUGUGCCAGAUACUGAAGUUGUAAGAGCUUGUGAAAUGGCGAAUGCUCAUGGGUUCAUUAUGCAAACGACACAGAAGUACGAAACAAAUGUUGGAGAAAAGGGAACCCAAAUGUCUGGAGGUCAGAAGCAACGAAUCGCGAUUGCACGAGCUUUAGUCAGAGAGCCGGCAAUUCUUUUGCUCGAUGAGGCCACUUCCGCUCUUGAUACGGAAUCUGAGCAUGUCGUUCAGGAAGCGAUCUACAAGAAUCUCGACGGCAAAAGUGUAAUUCUCAUCGCUCACCGAUUAUCGACUGUUGAGAAGGCCGAUAAGAUUGUGGUUAUCAGCAAGGGGCGCGUUGAGCAAAUUGGCACACAUGAGCAGUUACUUGCACAAAAAGAAGGCACAUACGCGAAGCUUGUACAAAGGCAGAUGAUGGGAGAUCAGAAGCCGAAGAAGAAGAAACAACAUCCUUCGGAUCAGCCAAGGCCAACUCGCUCAAUGAACGUCGGCGGACCAUCGCAAGGAAACGCAAUGUCGCUUCUUUCAACAUCAUUCAGUCAGUCCGCUAGCAGUGUUACAUCUCGUUAA
Messenger RNA from Caenorhabditis bovis, 2367 nucleotides. The record is from the annotation of a GenBank genome assembly. Lineage: Eukaryota; Metazoa; Nematoda; Chromadorea; Rhabditida; Rhabditidae.